This is a messenger RNA of Branchiostoma floridae (Florida lancelet), 1332 nucleotides long. RefSeq names its product ankyrin repeat domain-containing protein 29-like. Gene Ontology annotation, molecular function: protein binding. The coding region runs from base 1 to 1332 and encodes 443 amino acids. The record is from RefSeq and is a predicted model, not a curated record. The transcript has 15 exons. NCBI's taxonomy places the organism in Eukaryota, Metazoa, Chordata, Leptocardii, Amphioxiformes, Branchiostomatidae.
AUGCGAUAUUCAUUAACACCAUAUUCUCCUCACUCACAGGAAGGAGACACACCACUGUACAUAGCAGCCCAGAAUGGACAUGUGGAAGUUGUGCAGCAGCUGCUGAAGGCUGGAGCAGAUGUGGACAUGGCUGAACUGUAUGGAGGCACACCAUUGUACAUGGCAGCCCGGAAUGGACAUGUGGAAGUUGUGCAGCAGCUGCUGAAGGCUGGAGCAGAUGUGGACAAGGCUACAUGGGGUGGAGAGACACCAUUGUACAUAGCAGCCCAGAAUGGACAUGUGGAAGUUGUGCAGCAGCUGCUGAAGGCUGGAGCAGAUGUGGACAAGGCUACGCGGUAUGGAGACACACCACUGUACAUAGCAGCCCGGAAUGGACAUGUGGAAGUUGUGCAGCAGCUGCUGAAGGCUGGAGCAGAUGUGGACAAGGCUGAACUGUAUGGAGACACACCACUGUACAUAGCAGCCCGGAAUGGACAUGUGGAAGUUGUGCAGCAGCUGCUGAAGGCUGGAGCAGAUGUGGACAAGGCUACACGGGAUGGAGACACACCACUGUACAUAGCAGCCCAGAAUGGACAUGUGGAAGUUGUUCAGCAGCUGCUGAAGGCUGGAGCAGAAGUGGACAAGGCUACGCGGUCACAGGAUGGAGACACACCACUGUACAUGGCAGCCCAGAAUGGACAUGUGGAAGUUGUGCAGCAGCUGCUGAAGGCUGGAGCAGAUGUGGACAAGGCUACGCGGAACAGAGCCACUCCACUGCUUGCAGCAGCCUAUCAGGGACAUGUGGAAGUUGUGCAGCAGCUGCUGAAGGCUAGGGCAGAUAUGGGCAAGGCUAUGAGGGACGGAUUCACACCACUGUACAUGGCAGCCCAGAAUGGACAUGUGGAAGUUGUGCAGCAGCUGCUGAAGGGUGGAGCAGAAGUGGACAAGGUGGACCAGGAAGGAGACACACCACUGUACAUGGCAGCCCAGAAUGGACAUAUGGAAGUUGUGCAGCAGCUGCUGAAGGCUGGAGCAGAUGUGGACAAAACAGAGCAGGAUAGAGGCACUCCACUGGUUGCAGCAGCCUAUCACGGACAUGUGGAAGUUGUGCAGCAGCUGCUGAAGGCUGGAGCAGAUAUGAACAAGGCUACGCGGGAUGGAGACACACCACUGUACAUAGCAGCCCAGAAUGGACAUGUGGAAGUUGUGCAGCAGCUGCUGAAGGCUGGAGCAGAUGUGGACAAGGCUGCACGGUUUGGAGACACACCACUGUACAUGGCAGCCUAUCAGGGACACGUGGAAGUUGUGCAGCAGCUGCUGAACAAGGCUAUUGAGAAGCACUUAAAGAAAUGA